CUCAAUUUCCCUGUGCCCAUCCAUAUUCGGAUUCGUUUUCUAGAAUAUGGUCAGUUUCUACACUUGUUCUGUGAAAAUGAGUACCUGUGUGGCAUUAUUGAGUGUGGUAUUGCUGAAGAUCAUCCAAAAUGAAGCUUCUAGACAGGCACCUCCUCAGGGCUUCAGAUAUGCCUCUUAUGACGUGAUCAUCCCAAGGAAGCUGUCUCCCAAGUACGGGCAAGAAGAACCCCUGCAUGUGAGCUACCUCCUGCACAUUGAAGGAAAUCCCCAGGUGCUGUUCCUCAGGCAAAGAAGGAAUUUCAUCCCAAAGGCCUUUCCUGUCUUCACCUAUGAUACAGCAGGAGAUCUCCAGGUGGAUCACCCAUUUAUCAAGGUUGACUGUUUCUACAAUGGAUUUAUACAGAGAAAGUCCUCUUCUCGAGUCACCCUCAGUACAUGUUCAGGAGGACUGAGAGGUCUCCUGCAAAUGGAAAAUAAGACCUAUGAAAUUGAACCAGUCCAGGAAUCUUCUACCUUUCAACACGUGGUGUUUCAGUUAGAAGUAGAGGAAGGGGCUCUCCGAAUGGCUUGUGGAGUAGGAGAGGAAGAGCACAGCCAUCAACAGGACAUAAUUCCUGAAACACAGAAUCUUGGAAACAAAGACGUUUUUGGAAAAUCCUGGUGGCCACAUACCAGAUAUGUUAAGGUAGCAAUUGUGAUUGAUCAUGAACUAUAUUUGCAGUUUCACAGAAAUGAAUCUUUUAUUACUAUGCAAGUUCUAGAUAUUGUCCACACUGCAAAUUCAUUCUAUGACUCUCUUUCUGUUCAUUUGUCAAUAGCAGGAUUAAUGAUGUGGUCACAAUACAACCCUAUAACAAUUACCUUUUCAGCAGAUAAAACACUUACAUUGUUUAAUUAUUGGAGAAUUACCAAUCUGCUUCAUAUUUUAGAAAAUGAUGUUGGUCACUUAUUUGCAUAUCAGCAUUUUAGUAAAGGUAUAGUAGGCCUUGCCUAUGUUGGAACCAUAUGUAGCAGUUACUGGGCAAGUUCCAUUAUAUCAUAUAGAAUUUCCAGUUUGUUUUUGAUUUCUGAAAUAUUUGCCCAUGAACUGGGACACGUUCUUGGAAUGGAACAUGAUGAAGGAUAUUGUCAUUGUGGAAAGAGUGAAUGUAUUAUGGCACCAUUUGUAGCAGAGACUGAUAAAUUUAGUAACUGCAGUUACAAGGAUUAUUUCCACUAUAGAAACACUGAGUGUUUAUUUAUCCCACCAGACACUAGCACAACAUUUAAAUUUGAAUCCUGUGGUAACAAAAGAGUGGAAAAGGGAGAGCAGUGUGACUGUGGGUCAGAAACACAAUGCAAGGCAGAUCCCUGCUGUCAAGCUAAUUGUAUGUUGCGUCCUGCGGCUGUUUGUGCCUUUGGACUGUGCUGUGCUAACUGCCAAUAUCGUCAACGUGGAACUGUUUGCAGAGAGAAGAUUAGCAGUUGUGAUCUCCCUGAAUAUUGCAAUGGGACCUCAGAGCACUGUCCAGAAGAUGUGCAUGUGCAAGAUGGCGCAGUGUGUAAUGAUGGCGUGUAUUGUUAUCAUGGGAACUGCACGACUCAUGAUAUGCAGUGCAAAAUGAUAUUUGGUAGUGGAGCAACAGUCGCUUCUAAACUUUGCUUCAUAGAAGUGAAUAAUAAAGGUGAUCGCUUUGGCAACUGUGGCCUUAAACAUGGAAUUUACAAGGAAUGUGAUAUUGGGGAUAGCCUGUGUGGCCGUAUCCAGUGUAAAAAUACACAAAUGCCUUCUUUGGAGGAUCACACUACAAUAAUUCAUACUUCCACUGGAGUUAAUCAAUGUUGGGGCACUGACUACCACACUGGGAUGAAGGUAAAUGAUAUUGGAGCAGUGAGAGAUGGUACUCCUUGUGGCAAUAACAUGUUAUGUAUUGAGGGUAGUUGUGUCCCUGUGUCAAUUCUGAAAUAUGAUUGUCAUGUCACAGCGUGUCACAAUCGGGGAGUUUGUAACACUCUCAAACACUGUCACUGUGAUGUUGGAUGGUCCCCUCCAAACUGUAGAAAUAAAGGCUAUGGAGGUAGCAUAGACAGUGGGCCACCUCCAGUUACAGUACAAUCUAGUGAGAGUAUGAAAAUCUCAGCUGUAUCUGGAAUACUCUGUGCUUUUUGUCUCCUAACUGUUUGUGCUUGUUUGGUUAUCUGUUGCAAGGAUGGACAAAGAAUCCGAUCAUGAUAAUUUAAGGACAGAGUCCAUGCUACGAAAUAAAAAAAUGAAGGAACACCAGUGUAACUCACCCUUGCUAAGAAUCCACAAUGCAAAG
Pantherophis guttatus is the source of this 2300-nucleotide messenger RNA. The record is from RefSeq and is a predicted model, not a curated record. Lineage: Eukaryota; Metazoa; Chordata; Lepidosauria; Squamata; Colubridae.